AUGUCAAGAAUCAGCAGACAGCAGGUAUCUGAGCUUCUGCUCCAAGCUGAGCACCGCCUGCAGGGAAGCCCUGUUACCAACAAACCAUGUGAUGGCGCACUGGACACAAUUGAAGCUCUUGCUCCCGUCGCUGCCACAGUGCCUACCGGUGAACAAAGACUCGUCCGUAUCGUAAAGAACGAGACGACCAGCAACACCAAAACCAAGGAUUCCGCCGGCUCCAAUUGGUUCGAUCUUCCCAAAACCGUUCUUACUGCAGAGUUCAAGAGAGAUUGGCAGAUUCUUCGCAUGCGAGGCCUGCUAGAUCCGAAGCACCAGAAAAAAAGCUUAAGAACAGAAGCACCCAAAUAUUCCCAGGUCGGUCAGAUCAUUGAAGGCCCUGCCGAUUUCUUCAGCGCAAGACUUGCCCGCAAGGAAAGACGACAGACAAUCCUGGGUGAAGUCAUGAAAGAUCAUGCGAACGACAAGCUGAAGGCAAAAUAUGCCGCCAUUCAGAAGAAGAAGACGUCUGGUAACAAGGCCUUCUACCAGAAACUUGUCGCCCAGCGGCGCAAGGGGCGCGGCUGA
Molecule: messenger RNA, 567 nt
Organism: Beauveria bassiana ARSEF 2860
Lineage: Eukaryota; Fungi; Ascomycota; Sordariomycetes; Hypocreales; Cordycipitaceae
Product: nucleolus protein required for cell viability
Exons: 2
Coding region: 1-567 (188 amino acids)
Biological process (GO): RNA processing
Cellular component (GO): nucleolus
Molecular function (GO): RNA binding
Source: RefSeq, a predicted model, not a curated record